Molecule: messenger RNA, 2405 nt
Organism: Histoplasma capsulatum G186AR
Lineage: Eukaryota; Fungi; Ascomycota; Eurotiomycetes; Onygenales; Ajellomycetaceae
Exons: 3
Coding region: 54-1835 (593 amino acids)
Biological process (GO): intracellular calcium ion homeostasis
Cellular component (GO): perinuclear region of cytoplasm
Source: RefSeq, a predicted model, not a curated record
UAUCGCAAUAUACAGAUGGAACAAAGUUCGCUUUACACAGAACUACUCUUGUCAUGACGACUCAUCUAGUUGCCAUUGCAAAAGCCACUUUCUCAGCUGGGCUUUUGCGACCAGAUCCCACCUCCAUCCACCGCGAUGAGAUCGCCUUUUUCCAAGAAUCACUCGACCGCGUAGUGACGCACUGCUCUUCAGGAAACAUCCAGACUUGCACAUCGUGGCUUCUGAAAAAUGUGAUCCCUUCGUCAACAAGGAUUGGGGCUCUAGGCAAAUACCUUGUUACUCUAUCUGGAUCCUUCGAACAUGGCGAUAAAUCACUGGCUGCUGGACAGGGAGCGACUGAGCGCCCAAAGAAUUCUUCAAAACGGAAACGAUUGCAUAUCUUAUAUUUGCUAAAUGACCUGUUGCAUCACACAAAAUACCAUGAACAGACAACGUCCGCCUUUUCAAACCUCAGUGGUUCCCUUCAGCCUUUUUUAGUUGAUCUUAUUAGCCUGGCAGCAAGCUUUGGACAUGAGAACAAUCCAAAACACCACAAACGAUUGAGCGAUCUGCUGGAUAUAUGGGCUAGUAACAGUUACUACAGCGGCGAUUAUAUAAACAAACUCCGUGAAACGGUGGAUAAUUCCUCUUCUCCUGACUUGCUGAAUGCAAAAUCUGCUUCCAAUGGCCUCGAUUUAGAUACACCGAACAAGACCUCUCCAAGGGACGCUCCCUACGUAAUGCCAGCGACACAUGGAGACCCGUCCGCGCCAUAUCAUGAACUCCCAGCGGGGAACCUAAUGCCACAUAUAAUUCCCAACUCAACAGUUCCAAUCCGACCACAAGCAGUAAAGCCUCUUCAGUUUCUUGCAGGACCUGCAGAUGAGUCUCUAGCCACCGCAGUGAAAAACUUUCUAAAUGACGUGGACAAAAUAUAUAACCCAAAUGGGGAUUCGUUGGAUGGGAGAAUUGAUGUAGAGAUUGAUGAACUUGGCCAAGCAGUUUUCCGCGACCCAUCAACGGGAGAAGUUGUCGACGGAGAAACAUACUAUGGUUGGUCACGUUCAUUCUGCGAGAAUAUGAAGAAAAGGAGAGAUGGUACCCUUGGCCGUCGGAGCCCAAGUCAAAGUCUCAGCCCAAACCGGAGCUAUAGCGCAAAAAGACGGCGACGAUAUAGCGAUAACAUCACUGGUGAUGACAGGGGACGCUCUAGAUCGCCGAGUUCAUCCAUAUCUGACAGCCGCAGUCGAAGCGCCUCGUACUCGCGCUCCCUAUCCCGCUCCCGUUCCCGCACGACGCUGCACCGCUCAGGACGCCCAAGAUCACGGUCAAGAUCGAAAUCUUACUCUCCUCGGCCAUUAUCACCACCUCGCAUUCCUCCGAAGCACCAGAAUGCGCUUUUCCCUCCCCCAGGAACAACUCCACAUAUCCCCCUUCCACAAAUGCCGUACCCCUUCCGUGGCUCGCAACAAUUACCACCUCCCCACCCUCCACCGGUACCCGGUCCUGGUGGCUAUCAUGGAGCCUGGCCGCCGCCGCCACCACCUCUUCCUUCUCAACAUUCGAGCACGACGCCACCAUUCCCACCACCUCCACCCCCAUUGCCUAUGACCAUGAGCUACCCAGGCUUCCAACCUCCUGCUGGUGCCGUUGCGCCACAAUACCCUCCUAAUCUGCAUCCACCCCACCUGCCACACCCUGGAUCUUACCACUCCCCGGUCCCCCAUACGACCCAGGGACCGGGGCCUGGCCACCAGCCUUAUCCUGGUGGAGAUGCGAAUGAGUCUGGGGAAAGUGGGAGUCGGGGAAACGAUGCGAGUGGAAGAAAAGGCUGGGGGAUGGGAGGUUGGUAUUGAUUUGGUUAUUUAACUUUUCUACGUAACGCUGGAUGGUCCGCGUGAUUCCUAGGACGUCGGGAAAUAGGGUUGACGUUAUAUUCUAUUAGAUAUUGGCUCGUGGGUUGGGAUUUAUUGCUUACAAUGGCUUUGCAAGAUGGCAUGAUGAAUCAGGUCCAGAUCGCCAUUUGCAUAAGCCAUGGAUCCAACAUUUCUAGGAGAGGAGGGUCUGCAUUGAGGGUGCACCCGAUGAAGAACGUGAAAAAAAAAAAUCAGCUCAUUAUCCUCUCAUGCUGUCAAACCAACGCCAUUCUCUGUGCCGCAGCCCGAACUCAACGAAUCAUGAUCCUGUAGAUGGAACCAACCAAUGCCAAUGCUUCCCCAUGCAGGGCAGAGCCAAGUUAAACACCAGCCAACUUUUGGGAACUGUCUAUCAAAACAUCCCGUGUAACAAUGAGAAAAAUUCUGGGUUACUACUCUCUAUUCCUGUGUAGAUGCUCAAAAAGUAGAUUCUCAUUGGCUCUGAAUUCUCGAAGUAUGGUAUUUCGCCAUUCUCAACAUGCUUAAUCCGAAAAGUUUGGCUUUUGAAAA